CGCGGCUCAGCCCCAGAAGUAGCCAGCCUCACCUCCCCGGGACAGGUAAUCUGAGAGCGCACCGGAGGCUUCUAGAGGCGAGGAGCGGGGAAGAAGACAGGGACGGUCGGGGCCGCACGCACGGAGCCGUGGCUGCAGGCGAGCGGAGAGAAGAAUCUGGGAGAUGCUUGGGGCUCAUCGAGGGUCUCUGCGUGGGACUGCAAAGUGCGGGCCAGUCGAGGGCGUGCCGGCCCCUCCGGGUCUCAGAGGUUGCGUAUGUACAGUGGCGGAUUUCGUCCCGACGUUGCUGUGCGGAUUUAGCCCGUGUGAAGGGAUCGCCUCCAGUUAAAGCUCAGCGCAGGCCUCCCGCUCUCUUGCCGGAGUCGGAGCCGAGGCCAGGGGCCGGGGCUGGGGCACCGGGGGCCAGCUCCACCCGCAGGUGCUGGGACAGCAUCUCAGGGAUCCAGGACGUCGACCCAGCCCACUCUGAGCCGCAGCCUCUGUCAGUCUCUCGGCCCCUCGAGCGUGCGUGGCCCGUGAGGGAUCCUACCCGUCCCCCGUCCCCCCCCCCCCCACGAGUCCGCCGCCUUCGAGACCGCAGAGAGGCAAGCUGCGCACUGCUCAUCCUUCGGGAUUCGGAGACCCGAGGAAACGGUGUAGGUCAGGUCAGGCGGGCGGAGGCGCCGUCUCUUUUGGCCCUUCCGAGGCGCCGUAAAGGGAGUCCGGUGCGUCCCUAGCAACCGUUAGCGCGGGCUUCUCUGCUCGAGUUCGUCGAGUCCCGCCCACAGGCUCUCGUGGUUGGCUCGUAGAGCCUGUCAAUCGGCACGAGUCGUUCUGCGAUUGGCCGGUGGGGCCUGAGGCGAGGAUCCGCUCCUUCUGGGCUGGUGAAGCGAACUUGGCUGGGUGACCCUGACAGACCCCGGGUGAGAUACCUACGUUGGGGAGAGAGGGCCCGAGAUCCGCGGACUCCUGGCGGGGCCCAUGGACCAGCAGCACCUGAGCCCUGCGUUCUCUCCGUGGGGCUCCGGCCGGUGGUGACCUGCUGCCGCCUUGCCGCCGUUUUCGGCGCCCUGGCCCUGGGACUCGGCCGGGGCCCAACCCCAUCGGCUCGCUGUCCACCUCCGAGUUGGCUGCGAGUGUUUUGUUUACCUCGUGUUGCCUGUUCUCCCCCUGGAUGGCGAGUCCGAGGGACCAGGGUCCGCCUCCUGCUCUCAGCUGCUCUACAGCGCCGAGGACGGUGCCUGCCAGCCGCUCCCGAUGGAGGACAGAAUGGAAGCCGCAGUGGAGGACGGAGGCUCCGCUCAGAGCCCUGCGGCGCUGACCACCUCCGAGCCCCGAAGGGCCUCGCUCUCGGCGCACAGACACCUGAGCAGAAGGAAUGGGCUUGCGAAGCUCUGCCAGAGCAGGAUGGCCCUCUCAGAAGGCAGGUGGAGCUCCUACUGCCCGUCGUCGCUGGCAGCCCCGAGCGUGUGUGCGAGCAGGUGGCACUGCCUGGCCGCACCAGAGCAGACGGAGGCGGCCGGGCCCCUCGGUGGGGCGUCCUGCUGUUCCCUGCUGCAGGGCUUGUCCUUGGGGCGGUCCAUGCCCCUGCUCCCGGCCCCUGUGUGCAACCCCAACAAGGCCGUUUUCACUGUGGACGCCAAGACCACGGAGAUCUUGGUGGUCAACGACAAGGCUUGCCAGCUUCUGGGGUACAGCAGCCCUGACCUGAUCAGCCAGAAGCUCACACGGUUCUUCCUGAAGCCAGAUUCCGACGUGGUGAAGGCCCUCAGCGAAGAGCACGUGGAGGCUGAUGGCCACGCCACUGUCGUGUUUGGCACAGUGGUGGACAUCGUGAGCCGCAGCGGGGAGAAGAUUCCAGUUUCCGUGUGGAUGAAGAAGGUGCCGCGGGAGUGCAGCCUCUGCUGUGUGGUCGUGCUGGAGCCCGUGGAGCGCGUCUCGGCCUGGGUCGCUUUCCAGAGCGACGGCAGCAUCACGUCGUGCGACAGUCUCUUUGCUCUCCUGCACGGGUUCGCGUCCGGGGAGGAGGUGGUCGGAUGCCACAUCGCAGACCUCAUCCCUUCCGUGCAGCUCCCUCCGCCAGGCGAGCCCGUCCCGCAGAAUCUCAAGAUUCAGAGGUCUGUCGGGAGAGCCAAAGAUGGCACCACCUUCCCUCUGAGCUUAAAACUGAAGUCUGAGCCCAGUAGCAAGCUGGUGGAAGACGGCAGGGCCGUGGCCGCUCGGGGCUACUCGGCGUCCAUCUGGGUGUUCUCCACCAUCAGUGGCCUCAUCACCCUCCAACCCGACGGGACCAUUUACGGCAUCAACCACAACUUUGCCCUGAUGCUGUUCGGUUACGGGAAGACCGAGCUCCUGGGCAAGAAUAUCACUUUCCUGAUUCCUGGUUUCUACGACUACAUGGACCUUGCAUAUGAUGGUUCCUUAGCACUGCCAGACCUGACCCACUGCUUGGACAUAGGCAGCCAGAGUGAGCCUGGAGAGACCCCUGUGGCCCCCCAGGGCUGGGACCCAGCCAGCAAGACUGCGGGUCGGCCUGGCCUCGGCCUCGCAGAUCCCGGGGUUAACCGCACGCUUGUUGGAGACCACGAACUGCCACCAAGUGAGACCCUAGAGCUGGAGGGAAGCCAAGAAGCCCUCGCCAGGACUGGGGCCCAAGCAGACCGUGGAGGCCACCUCCCUUGCGCCCUCCCGCCUCCACCUGCUCCACGAAUGGACAACAUCCCAGAGGGAAGCCCGUCAGCCCACAGUGCACAGUCAUUGCCUGAGAACCAGCAAGACCUCCCAGAAGGAUGCCCACCAGCCAAGGAACGGUCAUUGCCUGAGGGCCAGUGGGACAUCCCAGAAGGAAGUCCAGCACCCCUCAGUGAAAAGUCACUGUCCAAGGACCAGCAGAAUGACCCAGAAAGAAGCCCGACAACCCAGGAAUACCCACUGCCUGAGGACCAAUGGAGCAUCGCAAAAGGAUGCCCGCCAGGCGCCCAGCAGGAGGCUGUCCUGGAGAAGAGGGGGCGUGCAGCCCCAGAGAGACUCAUGUGGGACCUUGAGGGAAGAAGCCUGUCUGGCCCCGGGGACACAUGGACGUUUGCUUCACGCAAAGACUCUGAGGCCCCCGCUCCAGCAGAGGGCGGGAGCAGGAGUGCUGGCGUGUGCCCGGAGGCGCAGCAGCCGGAGCGGACAGGCGUGAGCAGCGCCAGCAGUUCAAACCGCCGGGCUGAUUCCGUGGUGCCCGCGUCCCGUGCGGCAGGCCCGCCAGUGGGAGAGAGCCUCCUGCCGUGCUGCCCCAGGCACCGGGGUGAGCAGAGCACGCAGCCGGGAAGCCCCACCCGGGCAGCGCCGCUCUGGCUCCGGAAGCCCGGGCUGGAUGAGCUGCGGGCAGGGGAGACUGACCGGGAGGAGCUGCGGGCCUGCCUGAUCAAGGAGCCGCUGUCCAGGUGGAGCUUCGUGGGGCCGCCGGGCAUCCCUGACACCGAGCACCCCCCGUUCUCUGGCCCCGUGUCGCUGUGGGACCCAGGGGCUAGAGGCGUGUGCGGCCGUGCGGGCAGCUCCGCGGCCUACUACGCCCUGGCCACAGACCUCCCUGGCGUCCUGGAUGCGGUGCAGGCCCAGGAGGCCGAUGGCAGUUCAUUUUCCUGGAAUCUCAAGGAACUCUUUUUUGGUGAACGGACAGACCAAACAUCCUCACACCGUUCCCGUGCCCUGGCAGAGCUUGUGGGGACACCCUCCCCUGCGCUGGUGGCCUCGGACACGAGUGGUCUGCAUGGGCGCGGGCCACAAGUCCCAGAUGACAGAGAGCUGCUGCUCCUGACGGGCACUUACCUGCAUCUCAGUGAGGUUCAGUCUCAUGGGAGCCGAGCCGCGCCCUCUGACACUUGUCUGGGGUCCUCAGGACACUGCGAAGGGAGUGGCAGACACAGCCCAGCCUGCGUCCUUCCUGUGGAUGCGUGCCCGUCGCCGGGAGCUGGCCCCCUGGACGCGUGCCCGUUGGAGGAGCCCAGGCUGAGCUUUCAGGUCACCUCCACGCCUGUGAGAGAGGACAGCCCAGCGACGCCCGGGGCCCCUCUACAGCACGAGAUCCGGGAGGGCACCUAUGCUGGCAGCUGCUACCACCGAGACGGCUCGUGGCUGAGUGUGCAGUUUGAGGUGAAGCAGGUGGCGCUCCAGGGCUCUGCCACCCUGUUCUGCUGCUGGCUCGUGAAAGACCUGCUCCACGGCCUCCGGGCCUCGGCCUCGAGGGCCCGCCUGCUCCUGGCCAGCCUGCCCAGCUCCAGCCACUCCGUGUGUGAGCUUUCUGGAGCCAGCGUGGGGGAGGUGCUCAGGAGCAAGCCGUGGUUCGAGGAGCCCCCGAGGGCUGGGGAGCUGGAGGGGCUGGCGGCCUGCGAGGGCGCGUACUCCCGCAAGUACAGGACGCAGAGCCCGCUGGGCAGCGGGGCCUUCGGCUUCGUGUGGACCGCGGUGGACAGGGAGGCCAACAAGGAGGUGGUGGUGAAGUUUAUUAAGAAGGAGAAGGUAUUGGAGGAUUGUUGGAUUGAGGAUCCCAAACUUGGAAAAGUUACCUUGGAGAUUGCAAUUCUGUCCAGGGUGGACCAUGCCAACAUCAUCAAGGUCAUGGACAUAUUUGAAAACGAAGGCUUCUUCCAGCUGGUGAUGGAGAAGCACGGCUCUGGCCUGGACCUCUUCGCCUUCAUCGACUGCCAUCCCAGCCUGGACGAGCCCCUGGCGAGUUACAUCUUCCGACAGCUGGUGUCGGCGGUGGGCUACCUGCGCUCCAAGAACAUCAUCCACCGCGACAUCAAGGACGAGAACAUCGUGAUCGCGGAGGACUUUACCAUCAAGCUGAUCGACUUCGGCUCCGCCGCCUACCUGGAGAAGGACAGGCUGUUUCACACCUUCUGCGGGACCAUUGAGUACUGUGCGCCGGAGGUGCUCAUGGGAAACCCGUACAAGGGGCCGGAGCUGGAGAUGUGGUCGCUGGGGGUCACGCUGUACACGCUGAUCUUUGAGGAGAACCCUUUCUGUGAGCUGGAGGAGACCAUGGAGGCCGUGAUCCGCCCGCCCUACCUGGUGUCUGAAGAUCUCAUGAACCUCGUGUCUGGGCUGCUGCAGCCUGUCCCCGAACAGCGCACCACCUUGGAGAAGCUGGUGACAGACCCCUGGGUGACACAGCCUGUGAACCUUGCUGACUACACCUGGGAUGAGGUGUGUCCAGUGAACAAGCCAGGUGAGCGGCACGGCCCGUGUGCCAGGAAGGUAAGGAGCUUCCCCAGGCUGCCUUCAGGGUCCGAGGACGCCCCUCCUCCAUGCCAUCCUGGACACACGGUUCUGUUCCAGAGGCCCCCGAACACCACCAGGGCCUUAGAAGGUGGGUGAGCACCCAGGGGAGCCCCUGACAAGGAGGCACCCACAGAAGGGUUGGAGGCAGAGGACUAGUGGCGGCCUGAGCCAGCUGAGGGGAGGGCGGGCUGCAGGUGGUGCAAGUGGGCUGCUCUGAGGGCACCCGGGAGCCCUGGCUCUUCAGGUGAGGCUUCUGGCUGCACAGCUGCCCGUGCGUCUGGUCACCACUGCUCGGAGCGGGCAGACCACGCGUGUGCUGGCAGCCCUGGGCAUAGAAUGCGGGCAGCACUCCGACGGGGGCUGGCACUCGAGCAGCGCCAGGCCGGCUCUGAAGGCCUCUGAUGUCUCUUGGUGCUGGGAGUCACAUUGGAGAGAAGCAAGUGUCCUAGAAUCUUGUGUCUCCCUUUUCCUUCAGAAAGCGGAGUUUUGUUGGCGCCGAGUCUGGAGAUGGAGAGCAGGUGCAUGAGGGACGUGGCCCCAGAGCCACGCUGGGCCUCAUGCCCCGGGGG
This is a messenger RNA of Suricata suricatta (meerkat), 5819 nucleotides long. It is a transcript of the gene PASK, whose product is annotated as PAS domain containing serine/threonine kinase. The coding region runs from base 1237 to 5346 and encodes 1369 amino acids. The record is from RefSeq and is a predicted model, not a curated record. Lineage: Eukaryota; Metazoa; Chordata; Mammalia; Carnivora; Herpestidae. Gene Ontology annotation, cellular component: cytosol; cytoplasm; nucleus. Gene Ontology annotation, molecular function: ATP binding; protein serine/threonine kinase activity. Gene Ontology annotation, biological process: protein phosphorylation; regulation of DNA-templated transcription; negative regulation of glycogen biosynthetic process. The transcript is spliced from 17 exons.